This is a messenger RNA of Stegodyphus dumicola, 500 nucleotides long. RefSeq names its product neurotrimin-like. The record is from RefSeq and is a predicted model, not a curated record. NCBI's taxonomy places the organism in Eukaryota, Metazoa, Arthropoda, Arachnida, Araneae, Eresidae.
CAAAGCGUUGGUGUGUUUUUUACGCUAAGAUAUCUACGUCACAAAAUAAGUGAGCUAAUAAUGUUAUUUAAAAUAUGUAUUUAUAUAUAUUCUGAUUAAAGCAGAAGACUGGAUAGAAAAUGAAAUCGCAUUCUAAAUGGCUUGCAAAAUUAUUUGCGAGUCUUUGUAGCAGUCUACUAUUCUCUGCCGUUGUAUGCUCAGCUUCGAAAGAAUCUCCAAAAAUUCAGCCAUUUCAGUUUCCAAAGCACAUACAAAUAGGAGAUAAAACAAGUGUUCAGUGUUUGAUAAUGCGGGGACACUCACCUGUUUCUUACAAGUGGUACAAAAAUGGUCAUUCACUAAAAGAAACCAAGGGAAUAAGCGUUGAAUCUAAUGAGAAAUUUUCUACUCUUCUCCUUGAUCCUGUUGAAGAAGCGUCUGUAGGAAAUUACACAUGUUCUGUGAACAGUCCCUAUGGAAGUGACAAUUAUUCUGCUUUCCUCUCCGUUAAAGGUAAGUAA